Messenger RNA from Microdochium trichocladiopsis, 1679 nucleotides. RefSeq lists its product as uncharacterized. The record is from RefSeq and is a predicted model, not a curated record. Bases 133 to 1572 code for a protein of 479 amino acids. Lineage: Eukaryota; Fungi; Ascomycota; Sordariomycetes; Xylariales; Microdochiaceae. The transcript has 2 exons.
GGCACCUCAGCACGAUCGAUCCGACGACUAUUGAUCUAAUUUAGAAACGUUCACCUGUCGCAGCUCUCUGCUAGGCCUACAUCUCUGAGCCUCACUCUGCCAGAGCAUAUCGCUCUGCAAAACUUUGUAAGCAUGAAGUUAUUGUCGAGCCAUGUCGCAAGAUGGGCCAUCUUUCUGUCGCUCCUCCAUCGUCAAGUCGAUGCUCAACAGGCCCCAGAUUUUGGGAACCGAAACUCCAUAAGACAUACGGAACUCACAUCGGACACAUCAUAUCGCGGUGUUCCCACGGUAACUCAAGCGGCAUCAACUCGCGAGGCCCCGAGUGUCCAAACUGCGUCCUUUCCAGCCGCACCAUCUUACAGCUCAGCUAAUGUUGACCGAAGGGAUCUGCCCGGGAUGGAUGCCAUCUCGGCAAGUCUUGAACCCCUCAUGGCUAUUCAAGCCCAGCUUCAGAAUGCGACAAAUCUGGCAAUGUCGUACAUGAUGAAGAUGUACAUGCUCGCAGUGUCCCUAGAGGCGGAGUUGAGUCAACAAGCAUCAUCAUCAAGCACUUCGUCUCAAACAUCAACAUCCUUUACGACGCAAGCGGGACAACCCUCGUCUGGUGUGACGGCCUCUAGCCUAAUGUCGAGCAGAAGCUUCACCUCAACCACCACGUUGUACGUAAACGCUUCUGGGUUUGUGGAGGACAUGACAAAGACAUCGAAGUCAUCAAUCUCAACUGUGCCUGGCAUGAGCAGUUCCCCGCCCUCGCUCAGCGUCACCGGCUCAAGCCGCGCUUCGGCCAUCGGAUCAUUAACCGUAGACCCUAUCGACAGCAUGAGCACUAUGCCCGGUACAAAAACUUACGGCGCAGGGUCUCAGCUGACAAGCGCCUCUCAGAGCAGGCCUCCAGGCGCGGAACAGACAGGACCCUGCGGCACGAAGUCGUCCAGCCACAGUCCGCAGUCUGCGGUUUAUUCUGGAGUGUCGCUGGGCACAAGCGUUUCCGUCACCACCACAACUACAACUGUGUUCACGGAUACGGGCUCUCGUACCGGCGCGGGUCCUUCUGCUUCGACUAGCACCAUCACAAGAAAGGAUGCUACGGAUGCGACUACGACUGUGCAAAGUACGCGGACUUCGACCAUCAAGACAACUGUCAGUCCAGCAGAUAGCUUGAACCGGGUGAUCAUUCCGCAAGGAGUGCGACGUGGCCAAUCUUUCCAGUUCGGCUCCGAAGAGGCUAGUGAGGCUAUGACCGCUCGUGGGCUGCCGGCAGAUGCGUGUGAGGACGCAUCGAAGACGUUGACUUCGACAUCCAAGUUCUGCAGCGGGGACUAUGGGACACAUAUAUGCCCCAACCCAGGGACACAGAGUUCGUCAACAGCGGUCGUGACAGGACCGUUGUACAUGACCUCAUCCCCGACUAAUGCAUACCAAGAGUAUAACUCCUCGCUUUCCCAAGCGACGGGCUGGCAGUCUGUGCCGGUGAUCAGUCGCGGCACUCGAGCGACGGGGAAGCCUGUGGGACUGUUCCGGAAUUUGGCGGGACUGGUUGGUGUUGUUCGUCGUUGGCAUUCUUUGCUUUGAUGGACGUCGAAUAAGGAGCUUGAACUACUCGAAUUCACCAAGUCAGGCAGCGCGAAUCUGAUCAACAUUGAUCGACGGCUUGUUCGAUUCAUCAAUUUGUUCUCCUU